CGCUGCUAAAUUCAAAAUGGAUUCGGCGUACUUGACAACCUCAUGAAUUUCGUCUUUAUUCCAAGGAUAUGGGUUUAUUUGAUGAAAGCUGAUACUAGGACCUAAAUUAGUCAGAAGGAAACUAAAAUACUAUUUGAAUAAAGAGCUAGAGCUAUUGAUAUACAAAUGCAAUGGGAGACCAGGAGGUUAUCAAGUGCAUCAAUGACAAUCUUAAUGGCAAACAAUCAGAAGUUUUAAACCUGAGUCAUCGGGAAAUUGCCAUAUUGCCUUCAGAUAUUCAAAAACUUGGGCAUCUUAAAAGACUACUGCUGAACGAUAACAAAUUAUUAAUGCCACCUCAAGAGCUUGUUAAUCUUUCCAAUCUUGAGGAAUUAACUCUCGACAGCAAUCAAUUGACAAUGUUGCCUUCUGGGAUAGGCCAGCUCCAUUUACUAUCAUAUCUGAGUGCUAGCCACAAUCCACUAGGAGUGAUACCAUCUGAAAUAGGAGACCUCCAUAAUUUGAAACAACUAUGGCUUUCUGAUACUCAACUAGUCAGUCUUCCACAAGAGAUCGGUCUAUUAAAGCAUCUAGAAAAACUAGGACUUCGAAAUAAUGAAUUAAGUUUCUUACCUGAUGAAAUUAGUCAUUUACAUACAUUACAGUGGUUAACAUUAGCGGAUAAUAGACUUCAAGAUCUUCCUAAACCAUUUGGGAAGUUAAAUAAUUUAGUGUAUUUGAAUAUGGAUGGGAAUAUAUUUGAAUCCAUACCUUUGUGUUUAACAGACUUAGAUAGUCUUAUAUCAUUGAGCAUGAGGAACAAUAAGAUCAAGGACUUAGACGAUGACAUGAUCUUAGGCCUCUCAAGACUCACUAAGCUGGACCUCAGGGAGAAUGCAUUGGUAGAUAGGCCAGAACACUGGAAGGGGUUAGAUUACAUCCUGAUAGGAGAUAUAGCUCUGGACUCAUCCAUCAGUUCAACCACAAGUCUUUCCCUCCAAGAGCUCUCUCAGCUCCACAAUGGACUUGAUACAGACAGUGAGAGUGCUUCAGACACAGAGGAUCUGACAGAAAACGAGGGCCAGAACAAUGGGGAUGUUGCAGAACAUGGGAAUUAAAGAGACUGAGAAAUAUAGUGAUGCUCCCGAGUGGAGUCAUCAACUGGAGUAGAUGAUAAAAUGUUAAUUAAAAAAGUGUAAACAGUAUUCUGUCUGUCUUUCAUAAAAAGGAAAUAGUUUAUUGCCAAUUUAUGGUUUAUGCAAGUUAAUAUCAUUCAGUUAAUUUUUUUUCAUUGUUAAAGUAAUUUACCUAAUGAGAUGAGAUGAAUAAAAUAUUACUUUAUGAUGUGAAAAAUUAUUAUUUUUAUGAGAAUACAUACUUCUAGACUAGUGAUAUGUUCUUAGAAAUCAUUAAACAAUUUAUCUAUUUAGGGUAAUGAACAGGCAUAUUCUGGAGUUUGAAAAGGUAUCUGUACAUUUGAAGGAGGACUUAAUGUACAUGAAUGUGUAAUUGUUACAUGAUUACUCCAAACUAACUCUCUCUCUCAAUAGGUUUUUCCAGAGGCCAAUUAAAACUAUUUUCCUUACAAGUUAAAACUCAAUUGGGCAAAUUGUAGCUUAACUUUCCAAUUGACCCAAGCAAUGAAGACUUGAUUACAAAACAUGUAGCUAUCUUGCCAGGAGGCUGUAGCUAGGUAGCCACCUUUGACUGCCCUGGCUUCUGUACAAUAGUGAGCUGCAAAGUCUUGGUUAUGCAUUGCUACAAGUAUGAGUAGUUUUCACUAUGGAUCUUAUCCAUAUAUCUCAGAUCUAUGUGUCUAACUUCAUGAUUUAUGCUUCAUCAUUUCCUUGAUUAUAUGUCCAGAUGUCCAACUUUAUUUUAUGAAAAAAUGUUAUUUGGAUGGUAACGUUUGUUUAUUCUUAAAAAGUUAAUAGAUUAUUUGUUUUUAUGUUAUUAAUGGCAUGUGGAUGAGAAGUUUUGCAUAAUGGAAUUUAUAUGCCAG
Molecule: messenger RNA, 1981 nt
Organism: Owenia fusiformis
Lineage: Eukaryota; Metazoa; Annelida; Polychaeta; Sabellida; Oweniidae
Source: the annotation of a GenBank genome assembly